This is a messenger RNA of Anthonomus grandis grandis, 2327 nucleotides long. Its product is annotated as gastrulation defective protein 1 homolog. Gene Ontology annotation, cellular component: site of double-strand break; nucleus. The transcript has 4 exons. The coding region runs from base 378 to 2291 and encodes 637 amino acids. NCBI's taxonomy places the organism in Eukaryota, Metazoa, Arthropoda, Insecta, Coleoptera, Curculionidae. Gene Ontology annotation, molecular function: protein binding. Gene Ontology annotation, biological process: regulation of DNA double-strand break processing. The record is from RefSeq and is a predicted model, not a curated record.
CUGUCAGCAACAUAACAUAUGCGCAGCAAUUUGGUGCUACAUUGCCAGAUCAGUAGGUUUUUUUAAUGAAAAGUGCCCCCUUGUAAGUGUAAUUUAUUUAAAUAACUCAAGGAUCACCCACAUUGGACUUAAAGAUGCAUUUAAAUACUAAAGACUCCCUAACAAUUCAUGCUCUAUCGCAUUUAAUGCUUUAAAACUGUUGUAGUGGCAAUGCUGCACAACUGUGACGUUCCCGUCGCUGUCUUUCAAGUGACAGCGACGGCACAGCUGAUAGUGACAGCUAUUUGUUUACAAACAAACCCACUCAUAAAACCAAUCUUAUACAUAAAAACAAGGCGAGUAUUUACGAAUGUUUAGGCCAAAACUCGCCUAAAAAAAUGAAGAAAAUCACCUUCGGGAAAAUCAGCUCGAAUUUCGGGCAAAAUGCUUCGGCCCCAACAGGUACUAUUGGUACUUUCGGGCCCCCAAAGGCCAUCGAGGUCCUGGAGGACGACAGGGAGGCCCAGCAAGUGAAAGAGGUGAUGGGCAUCACCAGUUUCGGUAAAAAAGCGAAAAGCUUCGAUAUCCAGGAGAUGAUGAGCCAAGUGAAGGCCACUGCUCGGGAGGUGACCAAGAAGCCCCUGGAGGAUAAACCUUUAGAGGAAUCCUCUUCGGAGGAUGAUGAUAGUAGUGAGGGGGAGAGUGAUGGUGACCUCAUUGGGCCUCCCAUUCCAAGCACUAUGCCUGAAAAACCAGUAAAAAGUACUAAAAAGAGUGUUGAGGAUUCAGAUGCUGAUGAAGAUGAUGAUGAUGACGACAGUGAGGUGGAAGAAGACGAGCAUUUCUUGCCUGUCAGUGAAAAUACCACCAUGAGACACGGAUUAAAAGCCGUAACCGCUUUGACUGUGGACCAUAGUGGGGCCAGACUAGCAUCAGGCUCAGUAGACUAUGAUGUUAGUUUUUGGGAUUUUGCUGGGAUGGAUUCGAGUCUCAGAAGUUUCCGCACCCUACAGCCUUGCGAAAAUCACCCCAUUCGCCAUCUACAUUACUCCAGCACCGGUGAUCUUUUGCUGGUCAUUUCUGGGGCUAGACAGGCCAAAGUCGUUGACAGGGACGGAUUUGAAAAGCUGGAAACUGUUAAGGGGGACAUGUAUAUUACGGAUAUGGCCAGGACUAAGGGACAUACAGCCGCUCUGCUUGCUGGACAGUUUAAUCCUUGCGUUAAGGAGGAGUUCUUGACAACUAGUUCAGAUGGUACGGUCCGCACCUGGGACUUCUACCAGGAGGGCAAACAGCACAAGCAAAUCAUAAAGUGUCGCGCGCAGAACGGCCUCAAGGCCUCCCCCACCGCGGUCGCGUACAACCGCGACGGUAAAGUGAUCGCGUGCGGCUGCGCGGACGGGUCCGUCCAACUGUGGGACUUCCGCAAGAGUUCGGUGGCCCCGGCCGCGCAGCUGCGCAGGGCGCAUCAGCCCGUCGAGAUGACCGCGAUCAAUUUCUCGCACGUCGGCGACCACUUGGUCACGCGCAGCAUGGACGAAACGUUAAAACUGUGGGACGUGCGCAGCCUGAAGGCGCACCUGAACCAAAUCGGUGGGUUGUUCGCGCGUUACGACACCACCGACGCCAUCUUCAGUCCGAACGACGCGAUGGUGGUGACGGCCGUGUCUAUGCAAAAAGGGGAGAAGCACGGGCGCGUAAACGUUUAUGACCGUAAGACGUUCGGGUUGGUCAAGUCGUUACCGGUUUCGGACGGGAGCCACGCCAUCAGGGUCAAUUGGCACGCGAAGCUCAAUCAGAUCUUCAUCGGGGGCGGCGACGGACACGUCAAGUGCUACUACGACCCGAAAAAGAGUCUCAGGGGGGUCACUUUGUGCGUUGUCAAGAGCCACAGGAAGGCGCAGCAUUCGGAGGUGGUGAGCGGGCAGCAAGUGAUCACGCCGCACGCCCUCCCGUUGUUCAGGCAAGAGAGACGGAAAACCAGUCGCAAGCAGAUGGAAAAGGACAGACUGGACCCGGUCAAGUCGAAACGUCCGGACUUGCCGAUCACUUCGGGGCAGGGGGGACGGGUGGCGUCCAGCGGGGGGACGUUGAGCAGCUACGUCAUCAGGAACUUGGGGCUGAGCAAGCGGGUGAACGACGACCAGGAUCCCCGGGAGGCCAUUUUGAAGUUCGCCAAGGAGGCCGAGGAGAAUCCUUACUGGAUCGCGCCUGCGUACGCCAAGACGCAACCGAAACCCGUCCUGGAUAUGGGGACGGAGGGCAGCGGGGAGGACGACGGGGAACCCCAGGAGAAACGGAGCAAACAGUAAACUUAUUUAUUUAGAAUAAACAUUUAAUUGUCGUUA